AUGGAAGCCGCGACGGCGACGCACUCGCAGAGGGACGGCGAUGGCAUCAAAUCGACGCAGAUUGCGCAUACAUUGACGGCUUGCCAACGUUGCAGGACACGCAAGACGCGAUGCGACCCUGGGCUCCCCCGUUGUGGCCCCUGCGAGCGAACAAACUCGCACUGCGAGUACUACGACCCCGCCAAGGGCAGGAAGAUCCCCCGGAACUACGUCGUACAUUUGCAGCACAAGGUGCGAGAGCUGGAGCGCCAGUUGGCCGAACUCGAGAGGGACGACAUCGAGCCGGAUGCCGAGGAUGUCAUGCGCGGGGCAGCAGCGGUGCGUGUGCAGGACACGGACGAGUCCAAGUUUUUGGGGCCCUCGAGCGGCAUCACCAUCACGCGCCUGGUGAUGCAGCUGGCGAAGCAGUUCACAGAGUCCAGGAACAUAUCCGAGAUCGUCCCCUCGGCGCGGGCCACGUCAAUCAAGGCGACGUUUGCGCAGGAGGACGAGCGCCCAACCUCCAAGGUCUACCCCCUCGUGAGCGACGUCGCCGCUGAAGGGCUGCCCCCCAACAGGAGCCUCACCAACCACCUGGUCGAGCUGUUCUACCUCAAAGUACACGCCAUGUAUCCCAUGUUCCACGAGCCGACCUUCACCCAAGACGUCGAGGACGUCUACAAUGGGUCCACCGACCCCUACCAAAACUACUGUGUGCGCAUGGUCAUCGCCAUCAGCUUGCAGCGAAUGGACACGCAAUACGCUGGCCUCGCUGACGGCUACUAUCUCGCCGCCCUCAAGUUCUUCGAGGCGGCCAUCAAGCCCAUGAAUCUCAAGACGCUGCAGUGCUUCGGCUUGGUCGCUGGCUAUUCGCUCCUCACCUCGACCAGAACCGCCGUGUACUAUAUCAUUGGGCUUGGCAUCAGGCUGUGUCAGGCUUUGGGGCUGCACGAAGAGAAAACAAUUACCAUGGGCUCUGGUGGACGCCUGGCGGACCCUCUCGAAGUCGACAUGCGUCGGCGCAUAUUCUGGAGCUUGCUUUCCAUGGACUACGCGCUGGCGCACAGCCUAGGGCGGCCGGCUCAUUUCGCGACCAGGCGAGAGCACAUCGACGUCAACUUCUUCGAGCUAGUCGACGACGUUUACAUCACGAGAGACGGCAUCAAGCCUGCGCCUCAGGGUUCACUCAAAAAGUGGAUCGCUAUCCACUUCUUCAAGAUGCGCAUGUUGCAGCUUGAAAUCCGUAAGAUGCUGUAUCAGCAGAAGCAGGCCGAACCAAAAGACGACCAGCAUCCCUGGUUCGAAGAGAUGCUGGCCAAGAUGGAGGCAUGGAGGGACACUAGUCCUGAGGUGGACGGUGGGUCAGGCUUGAACAAAGUCUGGUUCACAGGGAGGUUCAACACGAUGAUUGUUUUCAUGUACCGACCCUCGCCGCAGGUUCCCCGACCUUCUUGCCAAGCUGCCAUACGCUGUUAUGAUGCGUGCGAGUACAACAUCUACAUGACUGAACAGCAGAUAGAAAACAGGAGCGUCGACGUGACAUGGAUUUUUGUCCAAGCCAUCUUCAUGUGUAUCAACACGAUGCUCUGGACGUUGUCGUAUUCUGAAGUACGCCGCCUUCACAGUCGCGAGGAUGUGGAGCAGCAUCUAGGCGUUGCCAUGAAAUCUAUCCGGCUCUCGUCUGAGCGUUGGCCUGGAGUCAAGUCCGCUAUCGAGUUAUAUUGCAACUUGAUCGACGCAUGUAUGCGGAUUUUCGACAAGGACGGUGACAUCCCUAUCGCAGCCGGGACACCGUCUGAUUCUGCAUCGAUCGUCUCGAGCAGCAUGGUGGACGGCAUCAACAGGUCUCGGACAACGAGUCCUGCUACGGCGUCCACCGUAUCGGUGAGCACGCCCCCGGAGAAAGUCUCGCCACCGUUCGGCUAUUUACCAACCCAGAACCACCAACUCUUCAAGUUCGACAGCCCUCACAGUACCGUCCAAAAUCCUUUCAACACAUCACCUAACGGUGACCACGCGUCGUUACAAGUCCCACCUCAACGACCAUCACUGCAGCCAUACACGGAUUUUAGCCCAAAGGCGUCCAUCGAUACGAACAUGCCCAUGUACAACUUCCCGCCGCCGGCGCAGUUCACACCUUUGCCAACGACGUUUGACGAAAUGCCCCAGUGGACUCCGACGUUCUCCAUGCCUCAACAAGAGCAGUUUGGCAUGCACACCAUGCCCAUGGCGUCGCCACUCUACAACGAGAGCUAUGCAGCGAAUCAUGGGUAUGAGGUAGCGGACUAUCUCAAUCCUGGGUGGAGUCAGGACGCUCGGGGCACAGGACUCAACCAGCAGCAGCAGGAAGAGUUGAUGCACGACUUCGAGAUGAACGAGACAAGCAACAUUGAGGCCAUGAUUCAGCAGAGCUACCAGAUUUUCCGACCUCCGCCACUAAACACAUACUGA
Dothidotthia symphoricarpi CBS 119687 is the source of this 2430-nucleotide messenger RNA. RefSeq lists its product as uncharacterized. Gene Ontology annotation, biological process: positive regulation of transcription by RNA polymerase II; DNA-templated transcription. The transcript has 4 exons. Bases 1 to 2430 code for a protein of 809 amino acids. Gene Ontology annotation, molecular function: DNA-binding transcription factor activity, RNA polymerase II-specific; sequence-specific DNA binding; zinc ion binding. Lineage: Eukaryota; Fungi; Ascomycota; Dothideomycetes; Pleosporales; Dothidotthiaceae. The record is from RefSeq and is a predicted model, not a curated record.